This is a messenger RNA of Jatropha curcas, 2713 nucleotides long. Its product is annotated as pre-rRNA-processing ESF1-like protein. The record is from RefSeq and is a predicted model, not a curated record. Lineage: Eukaryota; Viridiplantae; Streptophyta; Magnoliopsida; Malpighiales; Euphorbiaceae. Gene Ontology annotation, molecular function: RNA binding. Gene Ontology annotation, biological process: rRNA processing. Gene Ontology annotation, cellular component: nucleus.
UUUGAUUGAGAUAGGGCAAUUACAGCGGCUACACGACCAGCGGCCAACCUGGAUUUUAGUCGUUAAACCCUAAUAAUAAGAACAAGAAGCCCCGAAAUUUCUUUGCAUUUUUUACCCUUAGCAAUGGGCUCCAAAAAUGCAGAUUAUCACAAUAAGAAGAGGAAGAAUAAACCAAAUAGAGAUUUAGAUGCUGAAGAAAACCACCAUGAAGGAGGCGGGGCCGGAAGUGGUGGCGGAGGAAGGAAGGUUAUCGCUGACCCUCGAUUCGUAUCUGUGCACUACGACCCUCGGUUUCAGAAAGUUUCAAUGCUCAAAUCGAAAGUCGCGAUCGAUUCUCGCUUCAGCCGCAUGUUCACCGAUAAAAACUUUCAGUCAUCUGCUGCGCCGUUAGACAAGCGAGGUAAGGUCAAGAAGAAUAAAACGGAAAAUGCUUUGCGCCAUUAUUACCGAAUCGAAGAAGAAGAAAGAAAAGAGGUGGACAAGGAUAAGAAGCACGUGAGCUAUGAGGAGGACGACAGUGAAGAGGAAGUGGAAGAUGAGAGUGAGAGUGAGGAAUUAGGGAAAUUGGGUCGAGCGGCUGCAGCGGCGGCUGAGGAGGAGGAGGAGGAAGAGGCAGAUGAAAAAGAGCUAAGUAGUCAGUCGGAGGCGUCGGAAUCCGAAGAUGACGAGGAGUCGACUACUGAUGAAGAGGAUGAGGAGAUGUUUUACGAGGAAGAUGUGCCCGAGGUAGAGGUGGAAAAUAUACCAACAAUUGAAGAUGGAACCCGCAGGCUUGCGGUUGUUAAUAUGGACUGGAGGCAUGUAAGGGCUGGUGACUUGUAUGUGGUAUUAUCCUCAUUUCUUCCAAAAAGAGGAGCUAUUAAGUCGGUGGCUGUCUAUCCAUCUGAAUUUGGUCUAGAGCGUAUGAAAGAGGAAGAACUUCAUGGCCCUGUUGGCUUAUUUGACAAUGAGAAUGAGAAAAAAGAUGAUGACAGUGGUGAUGAUGAGAUUGAUGAGGAGAAGUUGCGUGCUUACGAGAAAAGUAGGCUGAGGUAUUUCUAUGCUGUAGUGGAAUGUGAUUCUAUUGCAACAGCAGAACACUUGUACAAAGCUUGCGAUGGAGUUGAGUUUGAAAGAUCUUCCAAUGUGCUUGAUCUUAGAUUUGUGCCCGACUCUAUGGAAUUUAAACAUCCGCCUCGUGACAUUGCUGAAGAGGCACCCACGAAUUAUGAUGGAUUGGACUUCCAUACCAAAGCACUGCAGCACAGUAAUAUUGCUAUUUCUUGGGAUGAAGAUGAACCACAACGUGUAAAGACCUUGAAACGAAAAUUUAAUGCUGAUCAGCUGGCUGAUUUGGAGUUGAAGGAGUUCUUAGCUUCUGAUGAGAGUGAAAGUGAUGAAGAUGAAAAUGAUGAUGUUGCAGAGGGUGAAGUGGAUAAGAAGAUUAAAAAACGAGAUAAAUAUCGUGCUUUAAUCGAGGCUGGUGAUGGUUCAGAUGGGGAAAAUGAAGAGGAAGGCCAGGAUAUGGAAAUUACUUUUCACACUGGCUUAGAAGGUUUAAGCAAGCGUCUUCUGGAAAGAAAGGAUAAGAAAUCAGAAAGCGUUUGGGAAGCAACUCUCAGGGAAAAACGUGAGAAGAAGGCGGCUCGAAGAAAGAGAUCUAAGCAUUCAUCUGAGGAGGAUAGUAGCGAUAGUGAUGAUGAAAUGAGAGAAGAAGCGGAUGACUUCUUUGUUGAAGAACCUUCAAUUAAAAAAGGAAAGAAGGAUGCUCAAGUGAAGAGCAAAAAGGAAGUAAAGCAACUCCAGGAUACAGAUAAGGAAGCAGAAGCAAGUAGAGCAGAGCUUGAGUUGUUACUAGCUGAUGAGAACGGGGCUGAUACUGGUCCAAAGGGAUAUAAUAUGAAACGUAAAAAGGCAAAGGGUAAAAGAAAAAAGGAAGUUCCAGAUGAGAACAAAAUACCAACGGUUGAUUAUGAUGAUCGGUUUUCAGCUCUCUUCACUUCACCUCUCUAUGCAUUGGAUCCUACAGAUCCACAGUUCAAAAGAUCUGCAGCUUAUGCUAGACAGAUGGCACAGAAGCAGCGAAAGGGUGACCUUCGAGAACUAGGAGGAGAACAUGAGAAACAAGCCACAAAAUCUGAAGCUCAAUCUGAUGAACCAGACAAGAAGAAAACUGAGAAUGCUGAUGUUUUACCAUCAAAUAAAGAAAAGCUUGAGAUAUCAUCGUUGGUAAAAUCCCUGAAGAUGAAAUCCAAGCAACUUUCAGUGCCUUCUAAUAGCAAGAAAAAGAAAAAUGGAAAAUUGCAAACUAGAGAUGCAAAAGAAAUGGGUAAUCAUGAACUCUCGGCCUUGGUUCAAUCAGUGAAGAAGAAAGCGAAAGUCAUGCAAAAAUGAAACAAAAAAAAAUAAUAAUAAUAAUAAUUUCCUAAUAUCUAAUUACUGCAAAAGAGCAGAGUUUUGGAGGCAGAGGCAUUACUAAAACAGCAAAAUCUUCAAUCGAAAAACUUUUCUGCAACAAGAGGGACUUGUCGCUGGUCUUUGGAGUUGGUAGUUAAGAGUUUUGAUGGUUGUAAGUUUUUCAAUGUGCAUUUGUAGUCAAAUAAGGAGCCAUAGGUACAAAUUUUGUCCUGAGAUAAAUUAUACAAUGAAACUUAAAAGGCCAUUUGUGUUUGUCACAUUAUAAUUUCUUAUAGCCAGUUAAUGAUGCCUGGUAACGAGUCAACAAUUUGAUGGA